GAUAGAAUAAUGCAAGCUGAAAAGUCGAUAUUCUUGCCAUCACAGGCUUCUGUUAAGAUUCAUCCGGUGGUCAUCUUCAAUAUACUCGAUCAUUACAUUAGAAGAAAUGAAGGACAGGAUAGAGUCAUCGGUACAUUGCUUGGAUACAACAACGAUGGUGUCAUCGAGAUAAAGAACUGUUUCCCAGUUGUCCACUCAGAGGGUGAUCAAAUUGCAGUUGAGAUGGAGUUUCAUAGAAAGAUGUUGGACUUGCAUAUGAAGGCAUCACCUCGUGAACCUAUUAUUGGAUGGUAUGCAACUGGAUGCGAUAUCAAUGAGAACUCUGUUAUUAUCAAUAACUUUUAUCGCGAGGAAAUGAAUGGUACACCAAUCCAUUUGACAGUGGACACUGGUUUGACCAAUGACACAAUGGGCAUCCACGCCUACCACGCCCACGCCCUCACCGACCACCCAGAGGCCUCGCUCGGCACAUACUUUGCCCCACUGCCACUGGAGAUCCUCACGUUCGAGGCUGAGAACGCCGGUCUCGACGCCCUGACGGGCAACGGCGCCAACAGUGCACAGCUGCAGCAGGACGACCCAACGUCGUCCGUGUCGAUGCUCUCGGAGCUCGAGUCGCUGCAGGGCUCGCUGGCCAAGCUGGACCAGAUCCUGGACAACGUUUAUCAAUAUAUCAGCGCCGUCGAGAAGGGCGAAAUCCAGGGCGAUCCCCGCAUCGGUCGCUUCCUGGCCAAGACAAUCCAAUCGCUGCCCAAGUCAAGCUCCAACAUCAUGGACAAGGUCAUCAACAACAGCGUCAAGGAUCUUCUGAUGAUCGUUUACAUCUCAUCGUUGACUCGUUCUCAAUUGGCCGUCGCUGAGAAGGUUCGUCAGAGUUUGAAC
Messenger RNA from Acytostelium subglobosum LB1, 882 nucleotides. RefSeq lists its product as hypothetical. The record is from RefSeq and is a predicted model, not a curated record. NCBI's taxonomy places the organism in Eukaryota, Evosea, Eumycetozoa, Acytosteliales, Acytosteliaceae. Gene Ontology annotation, biological process: translational initiation. Gene Ontology annotation, molecular function: translation initiation factor activity; metallopeptidase activity; translation initiation factor binding. The transcript has 2 exons. Gene Ontology annotation, cellular component: eukaryotic translation initiation factor 3 complex, eIF3m. The annotation marks the transcript as partial.